This is a messenger RNA of Pseudocercospora fijiensis CIRAD86, 675 nucleotides long. RefSeq lists its product as uncharacterized. Bases 1 to 675 code for a protein of 224 amino acids. The record is from RefSeq and is a predicted model, not a curated record. Gene Ontology annotation, molecular function: protein binding. The transcript is spliced from 3 exons. NCBI's taxonomy places the organism in Eukaryota, Fungi, Ascomycota, Dothideomycetes, Mycosphaerellales, Mycosphaerellaceae.
AUGUCUGAAGUCACGUUUGCCAAGUCUUUCCUGGCGACACUCGACAAGAAAGCCAUCAAGCUGCCAGCCGACCAUGUCAGCGAUCCUAGAAAGUAUCCGAACCAGAGUCCGUACACUCUACCGAAGCAAACACAUCCAUAUCCACGAAAGACCGGCCCUACUUCCACGCAGCAAGCGCACGCGAAGACCAUUUCUGCCACACUGAAGCCGAUGAAAGCGGGCGAGACUGUGACGCUACCAAAUAUCGCGUUAGAUUCUACCAUAUUCGACCUCAAGAGCCAGUAUGCCUCUCAAACGGGUCUACAGCAAGAUAAGAUCAAGUUGCUGCUGAACAAGAAACCUGCGCAAGAUUUGAAGACGCUCAAAGAUCUUGGAGUAGAAAAGGACGUCGAGUUUAGUAUCAUGAUUCUAGGAGGAGCUGGUAGUACACCUCGAGCUCAUAGUCCGGCGAUGGAAGUAGAUGAGAAGACACCCGCUCCUGAAAGUGAGAAGGCUGCGGUAGAAGCUGAGAAAAUGGACACCUCGGACGACUCGCCAGAAUCGAUAAUCAACACUGACCAUUUCUGGAGCGAUUUACAAGGCUUCUUGACCACCAGGCUGAAGGACGAAGCACAAGGAGAGAGGCUCUCGAAGCUAUUCCGGCAGGCUUGGAGCAGCAGCAGCACAAAACCAUGA